Molecule: messenger RNA, 2353 nt
Organism: Folsomia candida
Lineage: Eukaryota; Metazoa; Arthropoda; Collembola; Entomobryomorpha; Isotomidae
Product: hornerin
Exons: 6
Coding region: 954-2252 (432 amino acids)
Source: RefSeq, a predicted model, not a curated record
UAAUUUUUUGUUAGUACUGAGUGUAAAUCAAGCGGAAAUUGUUAUGAAAUUGAAUUAUUUCAUGAUAGCGAAUUCUGCAUGCUUGUUGAAUUGUGUUGAAUGAAAGAAAGAAUGCGAGACAAAAGAACAUGAGACUUUGAGAUUUUGAUAAAAACACGUAUUUUAUAACAGCUCAAUUAAGAAAGGGUACCUGCAAAAAUUUUUGAAGACAUUUUUGAAUAUUUUUUGAUGACUUAUUUUUUAUCAUAAUCUGGUUAAUUAAUUAGCAGGUGUGUAAAAAAUCAUAUAUUUACUACCAUCCGAAUCUCCGAUUCGUCACGCUGAAAUUGAGAAAUGGAGCAAGUACAAUGAUAACUCAAUUUAUUUUAAAUUGACGAUUACCCCAUUUUGAUUAAUAUUUCAUCACAUAUCUUGCAACAUGAACUUUAAGCUUUAAUACACUUUCUGCCUGAUAAAUUGGUACAAGAGAACUUUGGAUUGAUUGAAGGUCCCCUAUUUUAGGUGGAAUUGGAUUUGUGUGCACAAAAAAUAAGAUGGAAUAUUUCAGCGAUUUUAAACGCUUGAACGGAUACCACUGGUUUUUGUGUUUUUUUACUACUUACUUUGUGGGCCCAUCUUGUAUAAAUGUCAUAAUUUGAGAUAAAUAAGUUUACUUUUCAUAAAAAAGGUAACGUUUCAGAAGAUGGAAUUAAAAUCAAGGGAUAUGAUAUGCUAUAGAUAAAUAUGGAAUUGUACCACAUCUUUUAGUGCAUAAAUCUCACAUUGCCUCAAGUUAAGUCACUCGAUCCCCUUGUGCAGAGUCACUGCAAAACCACAUCUCCAAUCCAACAAUGAAUUGAUAUGAUAUAAACACGGGGACACCUUUGCUACCUAAUCAUUACCAUGUUUGAUACUGAAUGGUAAGCACAAGCACGACGAAAUACGGCAGUCUAGAUUUUUAGGCACGGAGUGAAAUGGGAACGUCCCAUUUAAUCCUGCUGCUACUGGGCAGUUUAUUUAUUUCAAGUGUGUUGGGUGUGGCUGUGAUCGUUGUGGAGGGUGGGAACCCCCUAGAAACGGGUGUCGAUGAGGGUAGCGUCAGUCCAAAAACCCUGCUGGAAUUUCUGACGUCUUCAUCUUCAACUUCAGAGAACAAAACUUUGAAUAAUGAGAAAAGUGCACCCCAAAUUUUCAUUGGGGGCGACUUUGCUUCUGUAGAGGGAUAUUCGUUAGAGGAAAAUGUCAGUGGUGGUGGUGACAGUGGAAGUUUUGAGGAUUUCCCCUCAGGAGAAAGUGAGUUACAAGUGGACGCUUCUGGAAAGGAAAAAGUUAAUAAUGAGACGGAGUUGAUACCACCGCAAAAAGUUAAGCGUCAGAAUGAUGCCACUUAUCAUCCAGAAGUGCAAGAGUCGCGACGUUCGAGAACAGUUGUGGCCCAUCCAGGGAAGGAUUUGAAGGCUUCAGCGACAGGAUAUGGACAUGAAGGGGGUGGAGAAGUGGGAUAUGGUGGAGGUGGGGGAGGUGGUGGUGGAUAUGGACAUGACGGAGGUUACGGGGGCGCCGAACACUACGGAAAUGCAAAUGGCGGACACUAUGAUAGUGGACAUCACGCCAAAAAAGGGCACAAAGGUCAGGAAGGUCACCACUCCCAACACGGUUAUAGCAAAGGGAACAAAGGGCAUUAUAACAAGGCGGGGAAGAAAGGUCAUUACGGGAACAAGGGUGGAUCGUCGAAGGGACACAAGUCAGGAGGGCAGCAUUACGGGGGACGACAUCACGGGAGCAAAGCGUCCAAAGGGGCACGACACGGGCAGAAAGGUCACCACAAAAAAGGACAUUCGACGAAAGGGUUUCACAACGUGUAUCACAAGGAAGAGUAUGGAAAGCAGAGCUCGUUCUAUGACGAUUAUCACAGUGAAGGCCAUCAUGCCAAACACGGUGAGCAUGGACAGCAUCACGAUUCGCAUGGCGGAAAGAAAUAUUACGGUCAACAUCAUGACGAAGGACAUAAUCAAAAUCAUCACGGAGAUCAGGGGCACUACCAACGAGGACACCAUGAUGAUCAACAUAAGGGACACAAAUCGAACCACGGCCAGCACGGGUCGCACGGACAUUCCCAACAUUACGGGGAUCAGGGGGGACACAACCAUCACAAUAGUCACCAUCAAGGAGGGGGUUAUGGACAGCAGCAUCAAGGGGGAUUUGGGGGCGGAGGGGCUAUUUAUGGGGGUGGAAGUGGGGGUGGUGGCAUCGGUUAUGGCCACGGAUAUUAAUAAAAUCUCAUCCGAACUGAGUUCAAACAUGCUCUUAUUAAGCUUAACUUUUGGUGUUGGGAAUAAAAUAAUAAAAAAUAAAAUAAUCAAUUCAAACAAAA